UAGGCCAAGCAAGUCCAAGCAAGAAACCAACGAAAAUGGCCCACCAAUUAAGUAUCCUCUGCUGCGCACUUCUGGGUGUGGCUGCUGCCAGCUACAUCCCUCAUGGUGGAUAUAGUCACGAACACGGCGUGGGCUACAGCAUCCAGACGCAUCACGAGGCGCCCAAGCAGUGGCAGGAUCACCACCAGGCUCACCACCAAUGGGUGGAUGCCCCGAAGGCCCACUCUUGGGGCGCAGUUCAGGAUCACCACCACCAGCAGUGGGCUCCAGUCGCUGCGCACGAUAGCCACCACCAGUGGAGCCACCACGAGGAGCCCAAACACCAUCCCAAAUACGAAUUCAAUUACGGGGUGAAGGACACCAAGACCGGCGACAUCAAGCAGCAGUGGGAGACACGCGAUGGCGACAAGGUCAAGGGAGGCUACACCAUGAAGGAGGCCGACGGACGCACCAGGAUCGUUGAGUACACCGCCGACGCGCACAACGGAUUCCAGGCAACCGUGAAGCAUGUGGGACACGCCAGUCACUUGGAGCACAACUCCCACUCCCAUGGCCAGCAGUACGGACAUGGGCAUGGUCAUGCCACCAGCUACGUGGAUGUCAAACAGGACACCAGCAGCAAGUGGGAGGACAAGAGCAGCAAGUGGUGGUAGAGGAGCUGACCAAACCGACUGACUGCAAGCGAUUCGGACCGAUCUAA
This is a messenger RNA of Drosophila mauritiana, 700 nucleotides long. It is a transcript of the gene Cpr76Ba, whose product is annotated as histidine-rich glycoprotein. Lineage: Eukaryota; Metazoa; Arthropoda; Insecta; Diptera; Drosophilidae. The record is from RefSeq and is a predicted model, not a curated record. The transcript has a single exon. Bases 36 to 653 code for a protein of 205 amino acids. Gene Ontology annotation, cellular component: extracellular matrix.